UUCCAUUAAUGCUUUCCCAAAAGCAUAUGUAGGCCUGUGCUAAUUUUUCUCCGCGAUGAAGUUUCCCACCAUGUCCAAACAAGCCAUAUCCCUCUUCUAUUUCAUGCUCGUCCUACCCCAUGCCACCAUUUUGAACCCUGUCAUCUAUGCACAGAAACACUGUGAUUUUCCUGCUAUCCUUAACUUAGGUGACUCUAAUUCGGACACUGGAGGAUAUGCUGCUGCCUUUUCUCCUCCCACUUCUCCUUAUGGAGAAACCUACUUUCACAUGCCUGCCCGCCGUUUCUGCGAUGGGCGCCUUCUGAUUGAUUUCAUAGCUGAGUCUUUUGGCCUGCCAUUUAUUAAUGCAUAUCUAGAUUCACUGGGGACCAAUUUCUCCCAUGGUAUAAACUUUGCCACGGCAGCAUCAACAAUCAGAUUACCAGAUAGUGUUAUACCUAAUGGUGGAUUUAGUCCAUUCUAUUUGGAUCUACAGUACUCACAAUUUGUGCAAUUCAAAAACAGAUCAGAAAUGAUAAAGGAACAAGGAGGGUUGCUUGCAAGUUUAAUGCCCAAGGAAGAGUACUUUCCAAAAGCUUUAUACACUUUUGAUAUCGGCCAAAAUGAUCUUGGUGAAGGGUUCUUUGCAAACUUGACAAUAAAUGAAGUCAAUGCUUCCGUUCCUGAUAUAGUCAACAAAUUCUCUGAAAAUAUCAAGAAUAUAUAUGGUUUAGGAGCAAGAUCAUUUUGGGUUCACAACACAGGACCAAUUGGUUGCUUGCCUUACAUUCUGACCGCAUUUUCCUCAGAGGAAAAAGACUCUGCUGGUUGCUUAAAGCCUCACAAUGAAGUAGCUCAGUAUUUUAAUCUCAAGUUAAAGGAGGCAGUAGCUCAACUCAGAAAUGAAUUUCCUUCAGCUGCAUUCACAUAUGUAGACACUUACUCUGUCAAGUACUCCCUGUUUGCUGAGCCCCAAAAACACGGAUUUGAGCUUCCUCAUGUGUCAUGUUGUGGCUAUGGAGGGCAAUACAACUACAGCACUCAAGUUCUAUGUGGAGGAACAAUUACGGUUAAUGGUACCGAGAUAUUUGUGGGAUCAUGUAAACGUCCAUCAGUUCGCGUAGUUUGGGAUGGAAUUCACUAUACUGAGGCAGCUAACAAGUUUGUUUUUGAUCAAAUUUCAACAGGAUCGUUCUCAGAUCCACCUGUUCCUUUGAACCGGGCAUGCCAGAGGACUCCCAUAUCUGGAUUCGUUGAGGUCCAACUUCACCUAUGGUGCAAACUUUGCAGUACCAGCAUCCACAAUUACACAAGACAGGUUUAUCAGAAGAAUGAUGUCACUGAAAGUCUCUUUCUCAACAAGACUGCAACGGAGAUCAUAGCUGCUGUCCCUGAUAUAGUCAACCAAUUCAAAGACAAUAUCAAGAAUAUAUACAGUUUAGGAUCUAGGUCGUUUUGGGUUUACAACACAAGGCCAAUUGGGUGCUAUCCAGCAAUCCUGACCAGUUUUCCAUUGGCAGAAAAGGACUCUGCUGGAUUUCAACUUCCGCUUGUGGCUUGUUGUGGCCAUGGAGGUGAGUACAACUACAACAAAGCUGCUUCCUGUGGAGAAACACUCAGCGUGAAUGGCACUAGCAUUGCGGUGGGAUCAUGUAAAGACCCAUCUAUUCGAUUCUACGCUAUGAAGUUUCCCACCAUGUCCAAACAGGCCAUAUCCCUCUUCUAUUUCAUGCUCGUCCUACCCCAUGCCACCAUUUUGAACCCUGUCGUCUAUGCACAGAAACGCUGUGAUUUUCUUGCCAUCUUUAACUUUGGUGACUCUAAUUCGGACACUGGAGGAUAUGCUGCUGCCUUUUCUCCUCCCACUUCUCCUUAUGGAGAAACCUACUUUCACAUGCCUGCCGGCCGUUUCUGCGAUGGGCGUCUUCUGAUUGAUUUCAUAGCUGAGUCUUUUGGUCUCCCAUUUAUUAAUGCAUAUCUUGAUUCACUGGGGACCAAUUUCUCCCAUGGUAUAAACUUUGCCACGGUAUCAUCAACAAUCAGACUACCAGAUAGUGUUAUACCUAAGGGUGUAUUUAGUCCAUUCUAUUUGGAUCUACAGUACUCACAAUUUGUGCAAUUCAAAAACACAUCAGAAAUGAUUGAGGAACAAGGAGGGUUGCUUGCAAGUUUACUGCCCAAGGAAGAGUACUUGCCAAAAGCUUUAUACACUUUUGACAUCGGCCAAAAUGAUCUUGGUGAAGGGUUCUUUGCAAACUUGACAAUAAAUGAAGUCAAUGCUUCCGUUCCUGAUAUAGUCCACAAAUUCUCUGAAAAUAUCAAGAAUAUAUAUGGUUUAGGAGCAAGAUCAUUUUGGGUUCACAACACAGGACCAAUUGGUUGCUUGCCUUACAUUCUGACCGCAUUUUCCUCAGAGGAAAAAGACUCUGCCGGUUGCUUAAAGCCUCACAAUGACGUAGCUCAGUAUUUUAAUCUCAAGUUAAAGGAGGCAUUAGCUCAACUCAAAAAUGAAUUUCCUUUAGCUGCAUUCACAUAUGUAGACACUUACUCUGUCAAGUACUCCCUGUUUGCUGAACCCCAAAAACACGGAUUUGAGCUUCCUCAUGUGACAUGUUGUGGCUAUGGAGGGCAAUACAACUACAGCACUCAAGCUCUAUGUGGAAGAACAAUUACGGUUAAUGGUACCGAGAUAUCUGUGGGAUCAUGUAAACGUCCAUCAGUUCGCGUAGUUUGGGAUGGAAUUCACUAUACUGAGGCAGCUAACAAGUUUGUUUUUGAUCAAAUUUCAACUGGAUCGUUCUCAGAUCCACCAGUUCCUUUGAAACGGGCAUGCCAGAGGACUUGAGAUUAACAUUUUUUGUUGAGCAUAGACACAUGAAUAAACCAAAAUCGAACUGGUUACAAUGUAUGUCAUGUAAUAAGUGUCUACCUCAGUAAUAAAUUUUGCAUACUUAUGUCUAGCUAGUUGUGUAUCAGAUUUUCAUUAUCAGUCCUAAUAUAAAUAAAAAUCUGCUUUAGUGACGUCAAACGUGAAGGCGAUAUGGUCCCGUACUCGAGAGGUAGCAUACAAGUGACGUAAUAUUUCCAGUAUUAUUUCCCCGUAUGGCCAUGGAGUCUCCCGCAAACAACAUCAUAUAUGUCUCUCUGUGUUUGGCCUGUUUCGUUCGCUUUCUUUCAACCUGAACCCAGUUUUAGCUGCUCAAGAAGUGCAACGACUGUUUGAUGACAAUUAACCUCAACCAUUAUGAUCUUUCUCUACUUUGAACCCGUCCAGCCAAUUUUUGGACUGUUAUGUACUGAUGGUUUGGCUAUAAGUCUUGAUUUGCCUUAUCUCAGCCCAUAUCUGGAUUCGUUGAGGUCCAACUUCACCCAUGGUGCAAACUUUGCAGUAUCAGCAUUCACAAUUACACAAGAAAGAGGUCUAUCAGAAGAUGGAUUUAAUGCUAUCUACCUACAUGUGCAAUCCUG
Durio zibethinus is the source of this 3447-nucleotide messenger RNA. Its product is annotated as esterase-like. Gene Ontology annotation, molecular function: hydrolase activity, acting on ester bonds. The record is from RefSeq and is a predicted model, not a curated record. NCBI's taxonomy places the organism in Eukaryota, Viridiplantae, Streptophyta, Magnoliopsida, Malvales, Malvaceae.